AUGUAUACUGGCCGGGUGCCCAAAAACUACCAGCACAUCCUGGCCCUCGUGUUUGCCAUCAGGGAGAUCAACAAGGAUCCGGCACUCCUCCCGAACGUCACGCUGGGCUUCCGCAUCUUUGAGGACACUUACUUUGCAAGAAUGACCUACCAGGCAGGCCUGUCGUUUCUGUCCACGGGGGAUCAAGUGGUCCCCAACUACAGAUGCAGCAGACAGGAGAAGGUGCUCUCUGUCAUUGGAAGUCUCUACUCCAGAAUCUCAAUGCAGAUGGCCUCCCUCCUGGGCCUCUUCAAGAUCCCGCAGCUUGGUUAUGGCUCCUUCAGUCCUGUUCUGAAAGAGAGGAGCAUAUUUCCUUCCUUCUACCGCAUUGACCCCAGUGAAGUCCCACAAUAUUUGGGGAUAAUCCGCUUACUUCUUCAUUUCCACUGGAACUGGAUUGGGAUUGUUGCUCCGGAUGAUGACGGCGGAGAAAACUUCAUCCAAGCCCUAAGACCAAUGCUUGACCAGAACAACAUCUGUGUCGAGUUCACUAAACGGACCUUGUCUGAAAUCUCAGUGUACUAUACAAGUCCAUCUAAUGAUAUCCUUGCCUCUUUGAGGAGCACUCAGUUCAACAACAGUGCUGGCGAGGAAGUGUUUUUCAGUCAAAAUGACAAGAGAUCAGCUGGCUAUGAUAUCCUGAACGUGGCUUUCUUCCCAAAUGGAUCUUCAGCUCAAGUGAAAGUUGGAAGGAUGGAUCCGAGGGCCCCCCCAGGCAAAGAUUUCACCAUUAACGCAGAUACAAUUGUUUGGGCUACCCAGGUGGGGAAGAAGUUGAAAGUCUUGGAUGCUGAUCAUUGUGUCCCAUGUCCAGAAGAUCAAUAUCCAAACAAGAACAAAGAUCAAUGUAUCUCCAAGAACAUAAGCUUCCUUUCCUAUCAAGAAAUUUUGGGGAUUGUUUUGGCUUCACUUGCUCUUUUUCUGUCUCUGAUCACAGCCCUAGUCCUGGCAACUGUCAUUAAAUAUCGAGACACACCCAUUGUCAAAGCCAACAACAGAGAACUCACCUAUGUCCUCCUCAUCUCCCUUCUGCUCUCCUUCCUCUCCUCCUUCCUAUUCAUUGGUCGACCUACAAAGUUCACCUGCCUUCUAAGACAAAUUGCUUUUACUAUAAUCUUCUCUGUUGCCAUUUCGUCCAUCUUGGCAAAAACUAUCAUGGUGGUUGUGGCCUUCAUGGCCACUAAGCCAGGAAACAUGGCAAGAGAACUGUUGGGGAGACAAGGGGUAAAUGUCAUUGUCCUGGUCUGUCCCCUCCUCCAGGUUAUUACCUCUGCACUUUGGCUAGGAACCUCUCCCCCAUUCCCCAACUCGGACUUCCACUCCUUGGCCAAAGAGAUCAUAGUGGAAUGUAACGAGGGGUCAGUCAUCAUGUUUUACACAGUCCUGGGAUACAUGGGAUUUCUGGCCCUAGUCAGCUUCAUGGUGGCUUUCCUAGCGAGGAAACUACCCGACAGCUUUAAUGAAGCCAAGUUUAUCACUUUCAGCAUGCUGGUCUUCUGCAGCGUGUGGGUCUCCUUCGUGCCCACCUACCUGAGCACUAAAGGGAAGUCCAUGGUGGCCGUGGAGGUCUUCUCCAUCUUGGCCUCUGGCACCGGUCUCCUGGGCUGCAUCUUUGUUCCCAAAUGCUACAUUAUUUUUCUGAGGCCUGAUCUCAAUAGCAGAGAUCAGCUCCUAAGGAACAAGAAAUACAGGAACCUAAAUUUUUGA
Messenger RNA from Gekko japonicus, 1746 nucleotides. RefSeq names its product vomeronasal type-2 receptor 26-like. The coding region runs from base 1 to 1746 and encodes 581 amino acids. Gene Ontology annotation, cellular component: membrane. The transcript is spliced from 5 exons. NCBI's taxonomy places the organism in Eukaryota, Metazoa, Chordata, Lepidosauria, Squamata, Gekkonidae. Gene Ontology annotation, molecular function: G protein-coupled receptor activity. Gene Ontology annotation, biological process: G protein-coupled receptor signaling pathway. The record is from RefSeq and is a predicted model, not a curated record.